UAAAAAAGUGACAAAAACGAGAACAGACAGUGACUUACUCAAAGAUUUCCACUUCAGACAAACAAACUGAAGGUAUAUAAAGUCUGUGUUUCCAUCUCUGAGACAUCCUGUGAGCAGAAACUGCUGCUGGAACAGACUCUUCAACUAAUCAUCAAAACAAGAUGGCUGCAGGUCUUGUCUUCACUCUGCUUCUUGGUCUGAGCUUUGGACUCUGGGAUGGAGCUGAUGCAUGUCAACUGAAAGAAAUUACACCAGCUGACUGCCCUCCUGGUUGGACUUGGUUCCAGCGUCGCUGUUUUGUGUUUGUGAAUGAUCAAAAGUCCUGGGCUGCAGCAGAGAAUGACUGCCUCUCAAAGAAUGGAAAUCUGGCCUCAUUCCAAUCUUCAGAUGAGUACAGCUUCAUCAAAAACCUUGUCUACCAGACAACUGGCAAUUACACAAGAAGUUGGAUUGGAGCUCAUAGUACAUUGAUUGACAGUACCUGGUUGUGGAGUGAUGGUUCCAGGUUUGUGUUUUAUCACUGGACUCGAAAUAUCGCAUCUGAAGGGAAAAAAUGCAUGGACAUCAAUGUAGAAGGACAGUCUCUUUUGCUUGGUAAUAAAUGUACCACGAAGCUUCCCUACAUCUGUGCCAGAGUCCCAUAACUUUUCUCUUCUAAUACCUAAAAAUCUGAAAUGCCCAUAUGGCUUUCCUGCUGGUGAUGUCACUUCCACCUGAAUGUCAAGCCUCGAUGACAUCACUGCUGGAAGAACCUUAUUUCACUUUAUUUGAUCACUUAAAUAAAUGUUCUCUUUUUCUGAAA
Messenger RNA from Gambusia affinis (western mosquitofish), 802 nucleotides. RefSeq names its product galactose-specific lectin nattectin-like. The transcript is spliced from 7 exons. The coding region runs from base 162 to 644 and encodes 160 amino acids. The record is from RefSeq and is a predicted model, not a curated record. NCBI's taxonomy places the organism in Eukaryota, Metazoa, Chordata, Actinopteri, Cyprinodontiformes, Poeciliidae.